CGCGGAAGCAAAUUCAAUCCAUGAAAUGAAUGUGACUUUGACCUUCCCAGGUAAAAGUUCAUCACAAUCAUUUCAAUUCUUCUUCAACGUUACGGACCAAGAAAUAUUCGAGAUACCCGAUUGUAUUAAACUCAUGGAAGCAUGUCCGUCCGUAACAGCCAGCACUAAACUAUAUCUAAAAAUGCACACUGAGUCUGAUAAAUCUUACGGCCGUAUGCUAGUGGAGAUGCCAAUGCCCACAGAAUCUGCCGGGCAGGCCUUCAUGUUGUGUUCCUUUGGAGAAAUAAUAGAGGGACGUGGUGUGUCUUCUCGAAGGAACACAAUAAUUACAAGGCGAGAUGACGGAAUGAUCGGGAAAGUACAUGACGAAUUUACUACUUUGAUUGACUCCUCCGUGCAUAAUGGAAAAGUUAAUUCUCACCAUGUCAAGCUGGUUAUGAUUGUGACUUAUAUUAACGACAGUUUACAUAUCAAUAAUUCUCCGCUGCAUUUUGAAGCCAGUAUCGUCAGUAACAACGUAACAGUAUGGAGAGGGAAAAUACCAAUACAUCGACCAGCUAUCGAGUAUUAUCCCGAUUUUAUAGUUCUGACAGAAAUCACAAAAGCUGCUGACGUCAAUCCCAGCAACCUUGCGUACCUCUACAGUCAAAAUGGUUCUUACUACCAUCGCGAGGCAGUAGUGUGGAAUAAAGGCAGUGAUGUGUACAGGCUUGAGUUUCCUAAAGUCAUCGCCUAUUUCUCCUUUUCGGCAAGUCCUUGCGAUGUGAUAUGUGGCGUUACCGCUGUAUGGUCACCACUGUUGGAUUACGUUACCAUUGUAAAUGAUGAUAACAAGGUCAUGUUGAGGAUGUUACCAUAUGCCCUGGACCAGGACAUAAACACGUGCUUUGAUCUUCCCGUCCCAGGAGAUUUCCCCUCAAUGCUGUGGCUUAGGAUUAAAAACAUGAGUCUGUUCGGUGUGACGUCACAGAAAUUUGUAGUUCAUGCUAUAGGUGAAGGCAUAGAGUGUACACGUAUUGGACAAAAAAGUAUACAAGUCGGAACCUCCAAACCCGCCGAUAGUAACAACGGCAGCAUCGACUCCUAUGUAGAAUUUUGUAAGAUCGUGUCUCAUAAUUCUGCUGCAACCAUCACCUACUGUGAUAUAGAAUGUGUUUGUAACAAUUGUUCCUAUGUUGAUAUUGUCAUGCAGAGUGCAAACACUAAACCCUGGAGGCUAUGUGAACUCACCCCUGAGGAUGUGAUACAAUCAAAACGACAGGAAUCUUGAACUGCAUACUAUGCGAUAACAUAUUUUUGUAUAACACCAGACGGGAUUGUACAUAUCAAAGGAACCUAAUAAAGCACUUUAAACAUCUGAUAA
Messenger RNA from Ylistrum balloti, 1363 nucleotides. RefSeq lists its product as uncharacterized. The record is from RefSeq and is a predicted model, not a curated record. NCBI's taxonomy places the organism in Eukaryota, Metazoa, Mollusca, Bivalvia, Pectinida, Pectinidae. Bases 26 to 1270 code for a protein of 414 amino acids. The transcript has 7 exons.